Messenger RNA from Chelonus insularis, 1445 nucleotides. Its product is annotated as zinc finger CCCH domain-containing protein 15 homolog. Gene Ontology annotation, cellular component: cytosol. Gene Ontology annotation, molecular function: metal ion binding; mRNA binding. The transcript has 7 exons. Bases 128 to 1333 code for a protein of 401 amino acids. Lineage: Eukaryota; Metazoa; Arthropoda; Insecta; Hymenoptera; Braconidae. Gene Ontology annotation, biological process: cytoplasmic translation. The record is from RefSeq and is a predicted model, not a curated record.
UUUAUUGGUUAUCCAAAAAUCAUAUGGUUUUCAUUUUCCAAAACUUUUCCGUAUAAUUCUUAUUAGUUUAAUAGAAUAAGUAUUUUUUAAAUUAUAAGUCUAAGUAGUGACAUCAAAAAACAACAAAAUGCCUCCAAAAAAGGCACCAGCCCCAAGUAAGAAAACAGAGUUGAAGAAGAAAGAAAAAGUCAUCGAGGAUAAAACAUUUGGAUUGAAAAAUAAAAAAGGUGCAAAGCAGCAGAAAUUUAUUCAGCAAGUUGAGAAACAAGUGAAGCCUGGAGUGAACCCAAGAAAAGGAGAAGAUCCAAAUGCAAAGAAACUUGAAAAAGAGAAAAAAUUAAAAGAACAAAAAGAACUUGCGCUCUUAUUUAAACCAGUACAAACUCAAAAAAUUGAUAAGGGAACUGAUCCUAAGUCAGUAGUUUGUGCUUUCUUUAAACAAGGCCAAUGUGCAAAGGGAGAAAAAUGUAAAUUUUCUCAUGAUCUAAGUAUUGAACGUAAAGCUGAAAAAAGGUCACUAUAUUGUGAUAUGCGAGAUGAUGACAAGGAAACAGAUACAAUGGAUAAAUGGGAUGAAGAUAAAUUGAAAGAAGUCGUCGAAAAAAAACACGGAGGUGGUGGAAACAAACCAACAACAGAUAUUAUUUGCAAACAUUUCUUGGAAGCUGUGGAAAAGUCUAAAUAUGGAUGGUUCUGGGAGUGUCCCUCUGGGCAAAAGUGUAUUUAUCGACAUGCUUUACCGCCAGGAUUUGUUCUCAAAAAAGACAAGAAGAAAGAAGAUAAGAAGGACGAAAUUUCGCUGGAAGAUUUGAUAGAAAAAGAACGUGCGAAUUUAGGACCAAAUCAAACUAGAAUAACAUUAGAAACCUUUUUGGCAUGGAAGAAACGUAAGAUAAGAGAAAAGAAAGAGAAAGCUGAGAAAGAUGAAGAGAAAAGACGAAACGACUUCAAAGCAGGUCGUCAAGUUGGAAUUUCUGGGCGUGAGAUGUUUUCAUUUAAUCCUGAGCUUGCUGCUGGAGACGGCAUUGAUGAUGGUGACGAAGCCAUUGAUAGUUAUGCUCUACAUGAAGAGGAUGGCGAAAAUGUAGAGUAUCGAGAGCUAGAUAUAGAUAAAUUGGGAAUGGAAGCUCGAGAAUUAGACACAACUGGUAUAACAAUUGCUCAAGCGGAUAGAUUGACGAGUGAAAAAGUUCCAGAAAUUAAUGGUGAACCUGAAGCUGUAACAGUAGUUGGAGAAGGGGCUACAGCAUUAGCUAUAAAUGAAAACUUAUUUACUGAAGAUGACUUAGAAGGUUUAGAAGAAGAAUUAGAGGAGCUGGACAUGGAGGAGUGAUCCAGACAUCCAGACCCAGCCUCCUCCAAAUUUUCAAUCAAUUUAUAUCACUUAAUGUACAGUGUAUGCUGCCUGAUUACGCUUGAAGCCAAUAUAUCAUGUCUGAUAACAA